This is a messenger RNA of Amphibalanus amphitrite, 1913 nucleotides long. RefSeq lists its product as uncharacterized. The transcript is spliced from 3 exons. The record is from RefSeq and is a predicted model, not a curated record. Lineage: Eukaryota; Metazoa; Arthropoda; Thecostraca; Balanomorpha; Balanidae. The annotation marks the transcript as partial.
GUACCGACGGAGGUCACGAGGCUCGCUUUCCAGCAAGGGUUCGGGGAAGCGAGCUGACACUUCUCUCCUGUACGACGGCCUACCUGUGCAGACUCAGGUCAUCCCCAACAACCUGCGGUCGAACGGGCACGGACCUCACAUCGAGAUGGUGGCUGUGAAGGGCCAGUGCGCCCAGCUCCUGCCCGGCAGCAGGGGCGGUGUGGGUGCGCUGUUUGUCAGUCCUCCACCUCCGUCGCUUACCGAUGACGGCUCAGAGCCGCUGUCAAACAUGUACGAAGAGAUCCCUUACUACGGUCGCCGGGUGCCAUCGGAGCCUUACUACUCCGACUCUGAGGAGGACAUCAUCAGUCGGCCGUCGGAGGAGGAGCUGGGUGUCGACGGAGGCGGAGGUGUCCCGCGACCCUCCUACCUACCCACCGCCGAGCCGCGCUACGUCAGGACGCUCCCCUCGGGCCCGGCUGGCGGUCAGCCCCGCUACCACAGCAGCCAGCCGCGGCCGCGCAGCGCCGACCGGCGGCGACGGUCCCCUGCCAGUCCCGCGGCGACGCGGCCCAGUAUACGACGAGACGCGUCGCUGCACAGAAAGGACCCUUACUAUUACUCGGACAUCCUCGCGCGGGAUUCGCCCGGCGGUAACGGCAGCGGUGUUGGUAGUGACGAUAUCAGCGGGGCGUACCGAGCUCCAUACGACGAGCGGCGGCCGUCAAGUCGCGGCGUCGGCGGCCCGCUCUAUUGCCAGCCGGAUGUAGCCGCCGGCGAUCCAAGGUCAACGAGAGCACGUGACCAUGGCCACGUGACGCCGCUAGCCAAUCGGAUCGCGCUCGACCCGUUCGUUGAUCCGUACAGUGGCGAUCGCAGUGGUUCUCACCGACAGAGACAUAAGCUGAGUUCAUUCGGCGGUGGAGGAGCCGUGGAGAUGCCUGGACACGAGUGGGGCUACCCGCGGACGCCCGGACUCAGGAGUCCGGACAGGGGGUACACGGCGGCGGGCGCGGGCCACCCGGCGGGCGAUGACACCGGCCGCUACUGCCCACCCUCUCAGUGGACUCAUUAGCGCUGAUGGGAGGCGCUGAGUGAAAAUAAUCAAACGCGCUGAUAAGGCGCAGACUGCUGGAACCGUUGACGGAGUUCUCAGUGACUCGGUGGCGUGGAGCGGUGCGCACACCAGUGAUAGGCUAUUAACACUAUGAAUUUGUUUGAGAGCGCUAAUGGUGAGAUAUGUGCAUGUAUCAUUUUGUGAUUUAGCGUUAAUUUGUUGCGUAUCAAGCUCCAUAAAGCGACUACCCGCGCGGCAAAGACAGCUUGGUGUUUGCACUUUUAUACGAUUUAUUUUAGAUGUUCGUUAAAGCCUGGGAGGUGUACGGGAGACAUGUAUCUACUCUGGAUGGUCCGUUUUUGUCUACCGAAGCUGUGGCUAUUCGUAAUUAUGAAAUUAUUACCACAUUUAUGAAGGGCAUAUAUCGGCAUGUGCUCUUACGUGUCUAGAAACAUAGGCAUUAUGAUUGUCUAAUUUUAAUAUUCGCAGUUCCGAAUGAUGCAUCAUAUUCAGUGUCAUAUUUUACAUGCCUGUAAGUCAAAAUUCCCAAUAAUGCCGUCAAAUGCAUCAAGUUCUCCUGUCGUGCAGCAGCUGCGCUCCCCGCCCCGCCUCCCCCAGAGCUGCGAUGUCUCCCGUGCCCGCCCAGGCGCUGUUCGUGAACCGGUUCCACCGGCCGUCUCGCGCGCGUGCCGAUGUCUCCGCGUUUGUGUGUGGUCGUCGCACGCGUCUGUCCCGCCUCCAUCUCUAGUCAGACUGAUUGACCGAUGUACCCAGGCUGUGAUAGCCGGCCCCCACUCGCAGGUCGGUCCCGGCCGGGACGCCGCCGCCCGGCGCACAGAGCUGUUCGCACGUCCCGAUAAUACACACUCGUCACAUG